Messenger RNA from Wyeomyia smithii (pitcher-plant mosquito), 2061 nucleotides. RefSeq lists its product as uncharacterized. Lineage: Eukaryota; Metazoa; Arthropoda; Insecta; Diptera; Culicidae. The record is from RefSeq and is a predicted model, not a curated record. Bases 1 to 2061 code for a protein of 686 amino acids. Gene Ontology annotation, molecular function: nucleic acid binding. The transcript has 3 exons. Gene Ontology annotation, biological process: DNA integration.
AUGAACGUCGCAACGUUUGGUGCUACUUGCUCACCUGCUUCUGCGCAGUAUGUGAAAAAUAUUAAUGCCAUGCAGCACAUCCAGCAGUAUCCCAGGGCUGUCGAGGGAAUACUGAACUGCCAUUACGUCGACGAUUACCUCGACAGCUUUGGCAGCGAAUCUGAAGCGGAGAAGGUCUCGUCAGAGGUACGAUUAGUUCACAGUAACGGAGGAUUUCAUCUGCGGAACUGGAGAACGAACAGCGAAAGGGUUUUGAUAGGUCUUGGAGAGUCGGCGGCAGCAGACAUCAAGAACUUGUACCUAGAUCGUAGUGAACAUGUGGAUAGAGUACUCGGGAUGCUCUGGUCAACAGGUUUGGAUGAAUUGAGCUUUUCCACUCGCAUGAGUGAAGAGGUAAGACAUCUACUGGACAGUGGCACUAGACCAACCAAACGCCAAGUGCUGCGAUGUGUCAUGUCUCUAUUCGAUCCGUUGGGACUCCUUGCCCCAUUCAUAAUCCACGGUAAAGUGCUAAUUCAGGAGUUGUGGCGUGCAGGGACAGAGUGGGAUGAAGUGAUAGGCGAUAAGGCGUUCGAGCACUGGAACCGAUGGACAAAGAUGAUCGAGUUCAUAUCAACCGUAAAAAUACCGAGAUGCUACUUUCCCCGAGCCACUGAAGCGACCUAUAAGAACGCCCAACUUCACGUGUUCGUCGAUGCCAGCGAAAUCACUUACUCGUGCGCCGCCUAUAUUCGAACGACCGCAAACGAUGGAUCCUCCGAUUGUGUCUUGGUUUCCGGCAAAACCAAAGUGGCCCCGCUUAAACCGAUGUCCAUUCCACGGUUGGAGCUGCAAGGCUGCGUUAUCGGAACACGUUUACUCAAAUUCGUACAGGACCACCAUCCCGUCGCGUUCUCCAAAAGGUUUCUUUGGACAGAUUCCACAACAGCGAAAACAUGGAUCCAAUCUGAUCCGCGCCGAUACAAGCCAUUUGUGGCCUAUCGGGUGGGAGAAAUUUCCGAAAGUACAGAUACUAGCGAUUGGAGAUGGGUGCCAUCCAAGCUAAACCCAGCAGACGAGGCAGCCAAGUGGGGGCGGGGACCUUAUUUCAAUCAGGAGAGCCAAUGGUUUCAUGGACCUGCAUUCCUCCGACUGCCAGAAGAAGAAUGGCCAAAAACUAUCGAGCCAACGGAACCGACAACCGAAGAAACCCAAAAGAUUAAUGGACCCCUUACGCAGGGCGAGCUUCUCGGCGCGGAACAAGCAAUUGUGAGACUGGUGCAACGUGAGAGUUAUCCGGAUGAGAUGGCCAUUCUCGAACAGAACAGAACUAAACCGAACCACAAACAUGCUUUUCUCGAGCGAAAAAGUUCGUUGUUCAAACUGAUGCCAGAAUUAGACGAAGCCGGUUUGCUGAGACAACGGAGCCGUAUAAUUGCUGCGAAUGCUGCGACCUAUGAUGCCCGGUUUCCACUGAUCUUACCAUCGAAACACCGAGCAGUACAGCUUCUUGUAGCUGAUUAUCAUCAACGUUUUAGACAUGCGAAUAACGAAACUAUCGUCAACGAGCUUCGUCAACAUUACGCUAUUCCGAAUUUGCGUAGAUUGGUGAAGUCGGUCGCAUACAAGUGCCAAUUGUGUAAGAUUCGUAAAGCCUGUCCCGGUAAUCCACCUAUGGCUGCGCUUCCUCCAGCCCGCCUUGCAGUACACAUGCGUCCAUUCACCUUUGUGGGUCUGGACUACUUCGGUCCAUUCUUAACGAAAGUGGGAAGAUCAAAUGUGAAGAGAUGGAUUGCACUCUUUACAUGUCUCACUGUAAGAGCUGUGCACCUUGAGAUUGCCUUCAGCUUGACGACUGCUUCCUGCAUAUCAUGUGUGCGACGAUUCAUCGGAAGACGAGGGUCGCCGAUCGAAAUCUUCAGCGAUAAUGGCACCAACUUUCAGGGAGCGGAACGCAUUCUGCGUGAUCAGAUCGACCAGGAACUAUCGGUAACAUUCACUAGUACCACGACAAAAUGGAGUUUCAUACCUCCGGGGGCACCCCAUAUGGGGGGUGCUUGGGAAAGAGGGGAAAACAACUGA